This is a messenger RNA of Trichosurus vulpecula (common brushtail), 1560 nucleotides long. RefSeq names its product transcription factor AP-2 alpha (gene TFAP2A). Gene Ontology annotation, molecular function: DNA-binding transcription factor activity, RNA polymerase II-specific; RNA polymerase II transcription regulatory region sequence-specific DNA binding. NCBI's taxonomy places the organism in Eukaryota, Metazoa, Chordata, Mammalia, Diprotodontia, Phalangeridae. Bases 1 to 1560 code for a protein of 519 amino acids. The transcript is spliced from 7 exons. Gene Ontology annotation, cellular component: nucleus. Gene Ontology annotation, biological process: anatomical structure development; regulation of cell population proliferation; regulation of transcription by RNA polymerase II. The record is from RefSeq and is a predicted model, not a curated record.
AUGCCUCGUUGUUCCCAGUCUCGGGCGGGUCUCUGCUGUUUGGUCAGGGUCCUGGGCAGAGCCAUGGAAGGAUCUCUCGGGGAGGCAUUGGUAGCGGCGGCCGGCGACAGCGGCGGGGCACCAAGGGGCCCCGAGGCUCCUGCCCCGCAGAAAAGCGGAGCAGACAGCUGCACCAAAGGGCAGGGGAGAGACUCUGGCACAGAAAGCAAAGCGGCCGCCCAGAUGCAGCCCUUGGCAUAUAAUGCAGGAUAUUCGCAGCAACAGCAGCAGCAGCAGCAGCAGCAUCCUGAGGACCGUCACGAUGGCACCAGCAAUGGGACUGCCCGGUUACCCCAGUUGGGGACUGUUGGUCAGUCACCUUACACGAGUGCCCCUCCACUCUCCCACACGCCCAACGCAGACUUCCAGCCUCCUUACUUUCCCCCUCCCUACCAGCCCAUCUACCCCCAGUCUCAAGAUCCUUAUUCCCACGUUAAUGAUCCUUAUAGCCUGAACCCCCUUCACGCCCAACCUCAGCCACAGCACCCAGGCUGGCCGGGACAGAGACAAAGCCAGGAAGCUGGGCUAUUACACACACACCGGGGGUUACCCCAUCAGUUAUCGGGCUUGGACCCUCGAAGGGAUUAUCGGCGACAUGAGGAUCUACUGCACGGACCCCAUGGGCUGAGCUCAGGACUAGGAGACAUUCCGAUCCAUUCAAUACCUCAUGCUAUAGAAGAUGUACCGCAUGUAGAAGACCCCGGUAUUAACAUCCCAGAUCAAACUGUAAUUAAGAAAGGCCCAGUGUCCCUGUCCAAGUCCAACAGCAACGCCGUCUCCGCCAUCCCCAUUAACAAGGACAACCUCUUCGGCGGCGUCGUGAACCCCAACGAGGUCUUCUGUUCAGUUCCGGGUCGCCUCUCGCUCCUCAGCUCCACCUCGAAGUACAAGGUCACGGUGGCGGAAGUACAACGGCGCCUCUCGCCUCCUGAGUGUCUCAACGCAUCGUUGUUGGGCGGAGUGCUUCGGAGGGCAAAGUCUAAAAAUGGGGGAAGAUCUUUAAGAGAAAAAUUGGACAAAAUAGGAUUAAACCUUCCUGCAGGAAGACGUAAGGCAGCGAACGUUACCCUGCUUACAUCACUAGUAGAAGGAGAAGCAGUGCACCUAGCCAGGGAUUUUGGGUACGUGUGUGAAACUGAAUUCCCUGCCAAAGCAGUAGCUGAAUUUCUCAACCGACAACAUUCCGAUCCCAAUGAGCAAGUGACAAGAAAAAACAUGCUUCUAGCUACAAAACAGAUCUGUAAAGAGUUCACCGACCUGCUGGCUCAGGACCGAUCUCCCCUGGGGAACUCAAGGCCCAAUCCUAUCUUAGAGCCAGGCAUUCAGAGCUGCCUGACCCACUUCAACCUCAUCUCUCAUGGCUUCGGCAGCCCGGCAGUGUGUGCAGCAGUCACUGCCCUGCAGAACUAUCUCACCGAGGCACUCAAGGCCAUGGACAAAAUGUACCUCAGCAACAAUCCCAACAGCCACACAGACAACAGCGCCAAAAGUGGUGACAAAGAGGAGAAACACCGAAAGUGA